AUGACUUCCUCGGAAGAAAUUGUAACAAGUCUUUCAAUAACUAAUCUACUUCUCUUCUCUCUUGUAAUUCUGAUCUUCAACAUCUUUCGCAAAAUAUGGUGGAUUCCUACUCGCCUUCAGAAUUUUAUGGCGUCGCAGGGAAUCAAAGGUCCUUCGUAUACACUCAUCCAUGGAAACACCAAACAAGUCGCCAACAUGUACAGGGAAGCCAUGAGCAAGCCCAUGUUAGAUUUUUCGCACGACAUAGUACCUGUAGUUCUACCUCAUGUCCAUGCAUGGAGCAACAUCUAUGGGAAGAAUUUUCUUCUGUGGCAAGGUACUCAAGCUCAGUUGGUUGUGACGGAACCUGAACUGUGCAAGGAGAUAUUCAACAACAAAGAUGGGGCUUAUCCGAAACCCACGUCCGAAAUUCCAAAAUUGCUACUUGGGAAUGGCCUUCCGUUGUUGGAAGGUGAGAAAUGGGCGAAAUCGCGAAAGCUAGCUAACCAUACCUUCCAUGGAGAGAGCUUAAAAAAUAUGAUUCCACAAAUGAUAGUCAGUGCUGAGACAAUGGUAGAAAGAUGGAAAAACCUUGGCCAAGAGAUUGAGGUGUUUCAAGAAUUUAGAUUGUUGACAGCAGAAGUGAUUUCUAGGACAGCAUUUGGCAGCAGUUACUUGCAAGGACAGCAAAUAUUUGAUAUGUUGAUGAAGUUAACCUCCUUAAUUUCCACCUUUGAUCUCAGACUCAAGCUUCCAAUCAUCAGCAAGUUUUUUAAGACGAGCGACGAGAUCGAAGCAGAGAAGCUUCAGAAAGGAAUCCGCAACUCUGUAAUGGAGAUUGUUAAGGAAAGAGAAGAGAAGGCAAUGAGUGGGGGAGAAGAGAGCUUUGGGAGUGAUUUUCUCGGCUCACUAUUAAAGGCUUAUCAUGAUACCAAUGACAAGCAGAGGUUUUCGAUAGAUGAUAUAGUUGAUGAGUGCAAAUCGUUUUACUUUGCUGGACAAGAGACUGUCAAUACUUUGCUUGCGUGGACUGUGUUUCUUCUGGCACACCAUACCGAAUGGCAAGAGGAAGCGAGAAAGGAAGUCCUGGAAAUUUUUGGGAAAGAAACUCCAAAUCCUAAUGACCUCUCCAAACUAAAAACAAUGAGCAUGAUCAUCAAUGAAGCCUUGAGGCUAUAUUCUCCCAUUCUUUACGUCACAAGGAACAUUGAAAGGAAAGUGAAACUCGGAAACCUCGUUGUUCCUGCUGAUGUUGAGUUACUCAUCCCAUUUCUAGCAAUACACCAUGACCUUCAAUUCUGGGGAGAAGACGCACAUCUUUUCAAACCAGAACGAUUCUCAGAAGGAGUUGCUAAAGCUACUAACAACAACAUGGCGACAUUCUUACCAUUUGGAAUGGGACCUAGGAAUUGUGUGGGACUUCACUUUGGCACCACUGAAGCCAAGAUUGCUCUUUCAAUGAUUCUACAACGCUACUCCUUUACCCUUUCCCCAGGUUAUGUUCACGCGCCAUCGAGGCAGCUGGCACUGCGCCCACGGCAUGGAGUUCAAGUAAUGCUACACUCGCUCUAG
Messenger RNA from Fragaria vesca subsp. vesca, 1551 nucleotides. RefSeq names its product cytochrome P450 734A1-like. The transcript has 5 exons. Gene Ontology annotation, molecular function: heme binding; oxidoreductase activity, acting on paired donors, with incorporation or reduction of molecular oxygen; monooxygenase activity. Lineage: Eukaryota; Viridiplantae; Streptophyta; Magnoliopsida; Rosales; Rosaceae. The record is from RefSeq and is a predicted model, not a curated record. Bases 1 to 1551 code for a protein of 516 amino acids.